GUACAUUAAAAAUGAAUGGAGAUGCAGAUGUAAUUAUGUCUGACAUCGGAGCAUGGGAGGCGGACGCCAGUUAGGAUUAACGCUUUCCUUGUACACGCCUUGCCAUUGGUCGAGAUGAGAUUCCACUGACUACCUGAAACAAUGAUCUAAUUGCCAGAAUAGAGAAAGUGUUAUCUACUUAGUGAGAAGAAUGAUUACACGCAGAUCUGAAGAUUGUGAGGCGAGUUGACUUAAAGAUAUCUCUGACAAGGAGUAUAUUCUUUGUGAGUAUUUCCACUUUCUCCAGCUUUGAAUGAAAAGCUUUUAAUUUUUCAAUUAUUUCAUCGAUAACAAUGUUUCGGACCGUCCUGAAUAGCGGAAAAGGUUUCAAAUUGUACAGCUGUCGAUGGUUAAAUCAAACGUCUUUGAAGCAAACAAACGAAAAACGCUUUAAUUUGUGAUACAAAAUCGUUACUCGCUCAACGAUGUCCUCAUGGAACUACGGUAGUCCCUGGGUUAGGGUUAGUUGUUGUUGUUGUUGUUUGCUUUUUUUUUUGAUACUAUCCUUACCAUUUGCUGUCUAAAGUUUCAAAAAAUAACAUAGAAGAGCAAAAGUUGAAUUCACACCCAUGUAUUUAUAAAAAGGCAUCUUUGAUCUGGUGUACAAAUGCUAAAUGGAACAUCUGCUGGACCAGAGCUCAACUCACGCAAACUGUCACUUUUACCAAUUCUCAUUUCAAACCAACACAAUGUAAAGUCAAUCAACACUCGGCGAUUGGCUUUACAAUAGUCAGACCUUUAUCUAUACAUUUUUUAAAGAUACUGUUUCAGUGUUCUAGUUUGAAGCAACGAUCUUUAUCUACUGGCAAGUAAUUGGAAUGGCGUAGGUGCUGUUGUAACUACCUUUCAUAGGUCAAUACAAGAUCUGCAAACUUCUGUCUCUCUUGUUAGUUCUGCUGUUUGGAUUUUAUGGUUAAUUUCCGUGACUAAUAUUGUGUUUCAAAACUUCCAAGUAAAGAUCGAUUCCUCGUCACAGGUAAGAGCUUUUACUUUUAUUGUUUUCAAUGCAAAGCAAAUCAGCACUCGGCGGUUAACUUUCUAAUAAUCAGACCUUUAUCUGUACAUUUUUUAAAGAUACUGUUUCAGUAUUCUAGUUUGAAGCAACGAUCUUUAUCUACUGGCAAGUAAUUAGAAUGGCGUAGGUGCUGUUGUAACUACCUUUCAUAGGUCAAUACAAGAUCUGCAAACUUUUAUCUCUGUUGUUCGUUCUGAUGUUUGGAUUUUAUGGUUAAUUUCCGUGACUAAUAUUGUGUUUCAAAACUUCCAAGUAAAAAUCGAUUCCUCAUCACAGGUAAGAGCUUUUACUUUUAUUGCUUUCAAUGCAAAGCAAAUCAGCACUCGGCGAUUAGCUUUCUAAUAAUCAGACCUUUGUCUGUACAUUUUUUAAAGAUACCUUUUUAGUGUUCCAAUAUCAAACAACGAUCUUCAUCGACUGGAAAAUAAUUCGAAUGACGUAGGUACUGUUAUAACUACCUUUCAUAGGUCAAUACGAGAUCUGCAAACUUCUGUCUCUCAUGUUUGUUCUGCUGUUUGGGUUUCAUGGUUAAUUUCCGUCACUAAAAUUGUGUUUCUAAACCGAGUAAAGAUCGAUUCCUUUUCAAAGGUAAGAGCUUGUAUUUUCACAGUCGCUUAUCCUUCAGUGUGCGACUAAUCGUAACGUAAAUCAUUUUGAAUUGUCUUUGGGGGAGUUUGUAAAAUCAGUGUUUAAAGCAAAGAAAACUCGUUCUGAUCUUGGAAUAAUAAUAAAAAAACUGGUGCAGUUGUAAAAUAGAACAAAUGAUACGAACCUUACUCGUACUGCACUCGUUACUGUUAAUAAGGAGGUGUAAACUGAAUGUAUUUCAAAUGUAUCGCCUUCAGAUCCUGAUCCAAACCCAUUUCUCACUCAAGCAGAGUAGUUUAAAAUUUGCUUCGAUGAAGACGAGUGACAAGGGAUCAGCCUGCUAUGUAGGUCCACGAAACCUUGAAUCAUGGACAUCUACAAAAAGUUGCAAAUGUAUCUGAGUCGGUCUCUCCCUGUGUAAAAUUCAGGGAUGUUUUCUCUUUCUUGCAGGACAUUCAUGGUGCAAAACAUCAAUCGUAACCUUUGGUUCAUUUUGUUUGCGGCUCUCGUCCAAACUGGUACAGCAAAUUCCCCAUCGUCAAGAGCUCGGGCGUUAUGUUUCUCUCACGAGCAAUGUCAAAAUGGAGGAAGCUGCUUAAAUCAAAGUUGUUUUUGUGCUAAUGGGUAUUACGGCCCAAAAUGCGAAAAUAAACGUCAGUGCGAUAAAAAUUUCCCUUGCCAAAACAACGGCACAUGUGAGCUGGACCGGUGGACUAACACAAGUUUUUGCAACUGUAACCAGUACUCAGUUAGCGAUGGUCGCUUUGAGGGGGUUUUCUGUGAAAAGAAAGCUCCAUGUCACGCGAAUGUUUACUGUUUAAAUGGCGGCGUGUGCCGAAGAGAUCCUUACCUGAACGGUGUCUUUUUCUGUAAAUGUCGUCACGGAUUUUCUGGACCUGAUUGCCGGGAGAUAACAUCGUGUCGUAAUUCGAAAGUUUGCCUGAACGGUGCAAGGUGUAUAAGUAACAAGUGCUCUUGUGACGGAGAUAGUCACACUGGUCAUUUUUGUGAGUUGGAAGUCACUUCGGCUCUUAAUUAUUCAACUGUCUUCCACUGGCCCUUUAAUCGACUACAUCUUGGUAUGAAAGGUGCAGCUAAAGUGGUUAGAGAUGCACAGAUGGGAAAUGUUCUCGAUAUGAUGAAGGCAGGAGGUGGUUGGGUUGACCUCGGCCAGGUUAAUAACCGUUGCCUCGAAGACCUAAGCAAGUGCCACGAAGGUAUUUCCAUGUCGUUCUGGCUUCAGUUUACUGACGGGCGUCAAGUGAUAACACUUAUCAACAAAAACAUCACGUUACUGUCUGUGCAUGUUAAAGACUACAAGAAUAUUUUUAUAAGGUUGAAAGCGGGCUCCAGUAUUUGGAAUAUUAAAAGAAGCUGUUUUCCCAUGGGAUGGUUCCAUCUGGCAAUAACUUGGAAUCACCGAAAAUUGCAUUAUUAUGAAAAUGGUCACCAAGUGCGUGUGUCUUCCGCUUCUUCGGCGCUGAUUCGAGAGGAUGCUAGCCCCUUUGGAAACUCAACUAAGUUGUCUGUUGGAGGAAACCAAGGUCAAGGAGCGUUUUCUACUCUACGAAUGAGCGACCUCGCCUUAUGGACGCGCGCAUUGUCCAUUGAGGAAGUAGGAGACGUGUAUAAAAAGAAACUUUCAUCUCCACUCACAACGCGCUGCCUCUUGGUUCCCUGUUCAUCAAACCAGUGGUGUGAGGAUAUUAGCAACGAUUCCCGCAACUUCACUUGCAUCGAACCUGCUGGUUUCUACUGCAGUUUUGACAACAGUUCUUGUCAAUGGCUAGAUUCGCCCCUCAAUAAUAGUUAUUGGAAGAUUGUCAAAAGAUAUGGUUCUUUACGUCAUGAUCAUACUACGAACUCUUGCGCAGGUUCCCAGAAAUUCCUAGGCCUAGUUUCCAGCAAAGGUAGACUUAGCAGUGACGUCAUCAUUCCACCAUUUUCAAAAUCGAGUGUCCUUUGGAAGAAGGUGGCGAUAUCGAUGUGGUAUUACAUGGAGGGAUGGACGAACAAAACAUUAUAUGUUAUCCUACAGACAUCGGCUGAAUAUAAAGAAGUAUUUACCGUCAAACAACGGCAGAAUCGACUAUGGACAUAUUGGGAUCUGCAAGUCCCUGUUAACAGUUCUUUCCAGGUUAUUUUACGAGGUGAAAUUAAUGGCAGCGGAGGAAUUUUCGUCGACGAUAUUUCCGUGGAAACUUUCAGUUCUCCAGCCAUUAUUCCAAGGAAAGUCCAUUACUUUACCACUUUACAAAACUCAACUUCACUAGUUUGCGCCGUCUACAAUGCUUCUAACAUAACCUGGUACAGAAAUAAUAAUCCAAUCCAACAAGACAACCAUUACACCAUAUAUAAUGAAAUGAGAGGUGACAAAAAUGUGAGUGUGUUGAAAGUCACAGACACCAACUGUCAACUGGCGGGAAAUUAUACUUGCGUGACGGCGAACCAAUUUGGCAGUGUCCAGCGGCAAUUUACUCUUUCCAUAUUUGAUGUGCCUCAACCACCUUCAAAAAUGACGAUAGACAGUUAUUCAAAGCGGAUCAGAUGGACGGAGGAACCUGGGUAUGAAUGUCUUCCCAAGGCACAUUUUGUGGUAGAAUACAAGAAGAAAUCGUCAGAGAAUUGGACAUUUGCUGGUUACUUUGACGACGGAGUAUUCGAUCUUGUAAACGUCUCUGAAGGUGAAAAAUAUACCGUUAGAAUCUUCGCCAAAAACUUCAUCGGAAGAAGUCGAGCAUCUCCCAUUACUUUUUGGACAAACAUUAAACCAAGCGAGAUUCAGCUCUUUGUCAACGAUACGGUCGUUCAGAAUUCAGAGAGGAUAGCUUUACACAGAGGACAACAAGUGACCUUAGCAUGCAAAUUUAAAGCCGAACCGAAGCCCACUGGAUUCACCUUAUGGGUUCCCUAUCCUCACAAUGUAUCCAUAGAUUCUCAACAUCGGAUCAGCGAAAUAACAUGGAAAAUUGUUCUUCGUGUAAAGAGCGUGAGCUGUCUUAACACUGGUUCCUACUCGAUUGAACCACGCAACUUAUUGGGAAGCGAAAGAUCAGUAUCUGUUAAGUUGGCAGUCAGUGAACCAGAUCCACCAAAAACAUUCAACGUCGUUUUCAUCAACAUCACGUCUGUAGUCAUAUCAUGGUGGGCUUACUGGUGUAAUGGCGCACCGCCACGUGAGCUGCACGUGCGAUAUAGACAACAGGGUUCAACUGUUUGGGAGUUAAUAAAAUACAAGAAUCCACCCCGAAAAGUGAUCUUUAGGAGCAAGUUUAAAUACAAAACAGAAUACGAGUUUCUAGGUUCCACCGCGUACAAUGGUCUGCGGAGCGAAUACAGCAGUGUUGUUAAAAUACGCUCUCCUGAUCUCACCAAUGUGACCAUGACAAGCAACUUCACAGGUCCAGCCAAUACGACACUGACAAUCUACUGCUUGGCAGUCAACCUCACAGCUGUAUCUUUUUCUUGGACCAAAGACUCUAUGACCCUGCAGGCUUCUUAUCGCGUAAAGUUUGACGUCAACACCAUCUCUUCUGUAUUGACCAUAAGAUUUACCAAGAAGACUGAUUCAGGAAACUACACAUGCAAAGUCAGCAACUCUAAAACAAGUUUUGAAGAAACGAUAGGCGUGGCCGUAUCUGAACCUCCAAGUGUACAUAUCAGUCCUCUUGUAAGAACAUUGUUUGAAGGGGACAGCGUGUCUUUUCAUUGUCAUCUGUUAAGUGGUAACAUAUCACGGCUACACGUCACUUGGUACGAAAAGGUUGAAGACAAUCCAGAGAAACUGAUGAGCGACAAGAAUGACUCCCUGUCACUUACUGUUAAAGGAACUCUACCAAGUAGAAAGGACAGUCACUUGUCAUUUUACAGAUGCCUUGUGCGAAAUGCUGAUGGUGUGGGCUCCAGUCCCCUAGCCAAACUAGUAAUACUACGUAAAGGAGAUGAAGCCGUUUGUGCAAGUGAAGAAUCGCAUGAAGUCGCGUGGUCAGUGACGUCAGCAGGGAUGAUUGACGAGCAGCAGUGUCCUUAUGCUAUUGGACAGGCAAGGAGAAGAUGCAUUAAAACCGGCCCAAAAUCCGUAGAGUGGGGAGAAGUCGACUUCUCAGACUGCAUUUCGCUUCAAAUAAGGGAAAUACACGAUGAGGUAAUAGCAGUGACAGAGGGUUACACGGUGAGCAGAACUUUAAGCAACAUACUCGAGGAUCUUCAAAACGCCAGUGCACCCCACGCCGCUCCAAGUUUGGGGGAGAAAUCGCCCUCAAUGUAUGUGAAAGAUCUGACAACUUCUGUUGAUGCACUGAGAAGACUGAUAAGGUACAAUGCUGGACAAAGAGAGAAGCCUCUGAGCAAUAACCGCGACAUCAACAAUUUAGUGAAGACUUCUAGCAACUUACUGAAACGUUCCAAUUUACCAGCAUGGAAAAAUGCACUCAAGAGAACCAAUGACUUAGCCUACCAAAUGAUCUCAGCAAUUGAUGAGUACGGCCAUCAUUCUACCAACAAGACAAGUGACAUUCACGUAGAUGCUAACAACGUUGUUUUGAUUGCAGUCAAAGUUUCGGUCAACAGUUCUACUUCCACGAUUGGUAUUCGAAUAACUCACCGUCAAAGCUCACUUGAGCUUCCAUCGCUGCUUUUCAGCCGAAACAACACCUCAGUGACUGUGGUGAGCGUGUUUUUCUCUACUCUGGGUCAAAUUCUCACUCGUACCAAGGCUCUUGAUACUUCCUACCUCAGUGGAUCUGAUUAUCUCCUCAACUCACGGUUGGCGUCAAUCACAGUCAGGCCACGCCCACCUAACGUCAUUCAACCACCCUUUAAAUUGGCACUUGAGACGAACAAGGUGGCAUUUGCUGGACGUAAGAGAGCCUGUGUAUUUCUGAACUUAAAAAUAAAAAAUAACACAGCUUGGUCAACAGAUGGAUGCAAUGUUGUCUCCUCGCGCACCAACAGAACAACUACAAGCUGUGCGUGUGAUCACAUGACCGUCUUUGGAAUACUGAUGGCGAUUAAUGGUGACAAGAAAGAAGAUGUCAGGCACCGCGCCCCCCUCUCAUGGAUAUCCAUUGUGGGAUGCUUGAUGUCUCUCGCUGGUAUCCUUGUCACAUUGUUGGUUUUGGCUUUCUUCUGGAAGAACAUGCGCUCCCCGAGGACCAUAGUUCUUAUAAAUCUCUGUGUUGCCAUAGCAAUGACAGACGUAUUAGUGGUUACCAUGGAAAUUAUUGAUUUGCAAAGCAAGACCGGAUGCAAAGUCCUCGCUGCCCUCCUCCACUUCUCUGUUCUCUCCAUAUUCUGUUGGAUGCUGUCAGAGGGGGUCCAGCUUUAUUUAUCCCUUGUUAAGAUUAUUGGAACAACUGUUUACGCCAAUGUUAAAGUGUUUUACGCUCUCGGGUGGGGUCUUCCUUCUCUCGUUGUAUCACUUUCCUUGAUUGUUACUCAAGGUCAAGGUUAUGCUGAUAUGCAGUCCUGUUGGUUGUCCACGCGAAAUCACGUGAUAUGGGCUUUUGUAUCCCCUGGGCUUCUUAUUGUCAGCGUGAAUAUUGUGGUCUUCACUUUAGUUAUUUCUAGCAUGCUUUCAAGCCAUCGGCUCAGAAAAGAACCGCUGACAAGAAGAUUCCAACGUGGGCUCAAGGCCUCAUUUGUCCUUCUCCCUGUUCUUGGAUUGUCGUGGUCUUUUGGCGUUUUAACCAUGGCCACCAAUGAAAUUGUAUUCAGUUACAUCUUUGCUGUCUUAAACUCGCUACAAGGAUUUCUUAUUUUUAUUUUCCACUGUGUUUUAAACAAGCAGCUUAGAGAAGUGUUGACGGAGAGAAGGAGGAAACGAGCAGGUCGAGUGACAGACGCCAUGACAGCACAGUCGAACAGAAAACUCAGCACAACAACAGGAGCCCCCAACAGUCAACUCGGUUCAGCCACUCCUCUCAGACUUCUAAAUCUUCAUCAGUAUAGCCCAGAAAUCUCACUUUCGCGCCAGCCCUCUCCGCCCUCGUGUGCCGCGCGUGCCUUUGGGAAAACGUCCCUGGUGUCAACAAGCCUUGAUGCAACUCGAGUGGAUCAAAACAACUUGCUACAGACCGGCAAAGGAAAAGAAGAAAAAAACACGAACAGUCAAGAGACCUCUGAGCAAGUAACUUAUCUGGGAAAGACGGACGAAUCUUUCAAACCUUGUGAUAUUUAUGAGAGAGACUGGACCAGCCUGGAGUCAUCCUCUGAAUCCAUAAUCGAUUUCAACGCAGGCGUGGAGCUUGAGGUAAACAGGUAAACUGCAGAGUGUCCCAAGAAAAUGUUACUUCGCAGCAGUUGUGAAUCUGGUCUAUAGAGACUUCAGACUGUACGUACGCGUGUCAUUUUCCACCAACGUGAGGUCUGUUUCGCUGCACUUUCGCUAUCAUAAUAGGAGAACUGGUCGGGCUUUUUUCAGCCAUGUCACUGCAUUCACCAAUGUGAGAAAUAGAGGAAGGUUAUGCGUGGCUGAGAGAACGAUGGAAGUGAUUCCGGAAGAAGUACUCAGGUAGCGAGAAAAUAUCCGGUACUGAAACGUGCUCUCCGUUUCUUCAGUUGGGAAAUUCUUAAACGAUUUACAAAACUUUCGAGCGUUUUCAUAGAGUCAAAAUUUGAUAAAGUUUGUAAAUUUGGUUCACUUGUCGAGUUUGUCUCGAUAAGUAUUGGAGGAAGAAAAAACAAUACAGUGCUUCCGCUCCAGCAUGCUAGAGAAAGUUUGGCCAUGAUAAAGCCACGUUUUGAAAUAAAUGAAACACGAGUUAGUUACGCAAUCUUAAUUCUUUUUCGUUUUCAAAGCAAUUUGAAUCACAGAUGAGAUAGGUUUUUUUUUCUCUCUGAACAGAACGACCGUAAAUAGAAUGUUAUUUUUAGCAUUUCUUUGGAUGUCAAAGGAAAAGGUGAAAAUAUUGCGCUGAAACCCUUUUUAGAUCAUUGAUGGUAAAGAUCAUUUAUUUGACUCGUCACAAAAUCAUUUCAAUAUUCAUUUCUCUCGAUUCAGCAAGAUACAUUUACACUGUAACAAUAGAAACUUGAUUAGUUCGUAUCAUUUUUCGUUUUCAGAACGUGUCUUCUGCUAUCCAGACCAUUUGUCACAACUUGAUUACGCGUGAUUUUGCACGUGAAAUUACAAGCGAUAUUACACGUGAUUGCAACAACGAUCUGUGCUAAUGAUUUUAGGGCUGACUUGCCAAGAAUAGCAACAGAUCAAAGCUAACAUCUCAGUUUCCGUCUUACAAGCAAAACUAAAUCCUUUUUCUGUCUAGCUCUGAUUAAACAGUUCUAAAACAGGAAGCUCAUGUCACCAGCUAACUCGAAAUUAUAUAUAGAACAAUCUUACUUCCAUAGGGGCUGUGUAAACAUUAUGUUUUGGUAUGUCAGCUUUUUCUUUGGUACAAAAUUUAAUCAUCUUCCAGGAUGAUUUCAAACGAUGCGUACCCUUAGUUAGGAGUUACGUAACUUUUUGUUACUCUGUUAUCAACCAAAGAAACUUAACAUUGAUCCCUCACCAAAUUCGAUCCCUUGCACCGUCAAUUAAAGCAGUAUUUCAUUCCAAUUGAUAACAUCUUGCUUGUUAUUAGUUAUUAGUAAUUCUUUCUUUUUGUUAUCGCUUACUUAUCCAUCUUUUUAUCUAUUUCUCUAUUGCUUUGGAACUGCUCCAAUUGUCAUUGUAACUGAGAUUCUCUGAAGCGAGGCGCCGCAACGUAGUUUCGAAGCAAAUAUCGCCUUAUCGGGUUUUUUAAAUGUUCCUUUUCACUCAGUUUUCUCGAAAGCCAGAUUCGGACCGUAAUAACAGACUUGAUAUUAGAAAAAUAAGAUCAGUUCAACGCUUCUGUCGUAAUUGGUGUAAUAGUGUCUAUUACACGCCGUCAUCGAUUGUAAAUAAAACCUGAUAGCAUUUGCUUUUUACCCGAAAUGCUAAGUCACUAAAUUCCGUGAACAGUUCGUUUUAUCAGGAAUAAUAGAUGAAGUCAACCUAAGCUAUCAAGGAAGUCGCAACAUAUCUGUC
Molecule: messenger RNA, 9650 nt
Organism: Stylophora pistillata
Lineage: Eukaryota; Metazoa; Cnidaria; Anthozoa; Scleractinia; Pocilloporidae
Biological process (GO): G protein-coupled receptor signaling pathway; cell surface receptor signaling pathway
Cellular component (GO): plasma membrane
Molecular function (GO): protein binding; G protein-coupled receptor activity
Source: RefSeq, a predicted model, not a curated record